CAAUAUUUAUUUAUUUUAUCGGCACUCCUGUGGGUACAGGCCUUACCUCCCACGUACACGUCAUUCGGUUAAAAAAAUAAAAAAAAGACUUUACAAAUGGAAACACCACAACAUUAUGAAACAUAACUGAAUGUUCCGGACGUUUUCAGAGCAUCACAGCACAGCGGUGUACAGGUGUUCACUACUCAGCCAUGGAUACCACCACCUCCCUGAAGAUGACCUCCAUGGCCGUCCAGAGCCUAUUCAGCUACGUGGAGGAGGAGAACCUGGCUGCAAUCAAAGCUCAUUUGGACAAGUUCAGAGAUGUGGACAGCAGAAGUGAUAAUGGACAGACUCCACUUAUGGUGGCUGCAGAGCAGGGCAAUCUAGAGAUAGUCCAGGAGCUCAUCAAAAGAGGAGCAAAUGUCAACUAUGAUGAUGUUGACUGUUGGACCGCUCUAAUCUCAGCCUCUAAGGAGGGUCAUAUCCAGGUAGUGAGGGAACUGCUGGAUAACGACGCCAACAAGGAACACCGAGACAUGGGAGGCUGGACUGCUCUCAUGUGGGCCGCCUAUAAAGGUCGCACAGAUGUGGCACAGCUGCUCCUGGAUAAAGGAGCAAACCCUAACAUCACCGGCCAGUAUAGCGUCUACCCCAUCAUUUGGGCGGCGGGUCGAGGUCAUGCUGAGAUCGUCCAUCUACUGCUGCAGCACGGAGCAAAGGUCAACUGCUCAGACAAGUAUGGCACUACUUCGCUGAUCUGGGCUGCCAGGAAAGGUCACUAUGACAGUGUGAUGCACCUUCUCGCCAAUGGAGCCGAUGUGGACCAGGAAGGAGCUAACUCCAUGACAGCUUUGAUUGUGGCAGUGAAAGGCGGCUACACCGAAGUUGUCAAGGAGCUGCUGAAGAGGAACCCAAAUGUCAACAUGACAGACAAGGACGGCAACACCGCCCUGGCCAUCGCCGCCAAGGAGGGUCACACAGAGAUUGUCCAGGACUUGCUGGAUGCUGGCACUUAUGUUAACAUCCCAGACAGGACUGGGGAGACCAUGCUGAUUGGAGCAGUGAGAGGAGGCCAUGUAGAGAUAGUUCGAGCGCUGCUGAACAAAUACGCAGAUAUUGAUGUCAGGGGCCAGGAUGGUAAGACCGCGCUCUACUGGGCGGUGGAGAAAGGUAACGCCACCAUGGUGAGAGACAUCCUGCAGUGUAACCCUGACACUGAGAGCUGCACCAAGGAGGGUGAAACACCGCUUAUCAAAGCCACCAAAAUGAGAAACAUUGAGAUAGUAGAGCUGCUGUUGGACAAAGGAGCCAAGGUGUCAGCUGUGGACAAGAAAGGCGACACACCCCUCCACAUCGCCAUCAGGGGGAGGAGCCGAAAGCUGGCUGAACUGCUGCUGAGAAACCCCAAAGAUGGCCGCCUGCUUUACCGCCCAAACAAGGCUGGAGAGACGCCAUACAACAUUGAUUGCACCCACCAGAAAAGCAUCCUGACUCAGAUAUUUGGCGCCAAGCAUCUGUCCCCCACUGAGUCAGACGGGGACAUGUUGGGUUAUGACCUGUAUAGCAGCGCUCUUGCCGACAUUCUCAGCGAGCCUACCAUGCAGCCACCCAUCUGUGUUGGUCUUUACGCGCAGUGGGGCAGCGGAAAGUCUUUCCUUCUUAAAAAACUGGAGGAUGAAAUGAAGACAUUUGCAGGCCAGCAGAUUGAGCCCCUGUUCCAGUUCUCCUGGCUUGUGGUUUUCCUUACCCUCCUACUGUGUGGCUCAGUGGCCGUCAUCCUGGGCUUUACUGUGGAUCACAAGCUGGCCAUUGCCGUUUCGCUCAGCUUACUUGCCUUGCUUUACAUCUUCUUUGUUUUGGUGUACUUUGGAAGCAGACGUGAGAGAGAGAGCUGGAACUGGGCAUGGGUCAUCAGCACCCGCCUGGCACGCCAAAUCGGUUACCUGGAGCUCCUGCUGAAACUGAUGUUUGUCAAUCCCCCCGAACUGCCUGAGCAAACCACCCGAGCACUGCCAGUCAGGUUCUUGUUCACGGAUUACAAUCGCUUGUCCAGUGUUGGCGGAGAGACAUCCAUGGCCGAGAUGAUUGCCACACUGUCAGAUGCUUGUGAAAGGGAGUUUGGCUUCAUGGCUACCAGGCUGUUCAGGGUUUUCAAGAAUGAUGAGAUCCAAGGUAAAAAAUGGAAGAAGACCUGCUGCAUGCCCUCCUUUGUGCUGUUUGCCUUGACGCUCUGUUGCCUCAUUGCGGGCCUCGCUCUGCUGGCAAUAUUUAAGGUGGACCCCGGCAACCUGACAGUGAAUGCAGUGCUGAUAGCCAUGGCCAGUGUGGUGGGCUUGGCCUUGCUCCUCAACUGUAAGACCUGGUGGCAGGUGGGUGAUUCCGUCCUCAACUCCCAGAGGAAACGCCUGCACAGGGCUGCCAACAACCUGCACCAGCUCAAGAGUGAAGGGUUUAUGAAGGUUUUGAAGCAUGAAGUGGAGCUAAUGUCAAAGAUGGCCAAGACCAUUGAUGGUUUCACCCAGAACCAGACACGGAUGGCUGUCAUUAUAGAUGGGCUGGAUGCCUGUGAACAGGACAAAGUGCUUCAGAUGCUGGACACGGUCCGUGUUCUAUUCUCCAAAGGCCCCUUCAUCUCCAUCUUUGCUAGCGACCCCCAUAUCAUCAUCAAAGCCAUCAACCAAAACCUCAAUAGCGUGCUGAGAGACUCCAACAUCAACGGCCAUGACUACAUGAGAAACAUUGUCCACCUGCCUGUAUUCCUCAACAGCCGGGGUCUCAGCACGGCCAAAAAGCUCUGCAUGGCAGCUCCCACCAACGGUGACAGCUUCGCUGCUGAAGGAUGGACUGAUGAUGGCGACAAGAAGAUGUCUCAAAAUAGCUUGGCUCCAGACCAGGCCAAGUUCGGCAGCAAGAACGCUCUCAACCGCAGGGACACAUACAGACGCCGACAGAUGCAGAGAACUAUCACUAGACAAAUGUCCUUUGACUUGACAAAGCUGCUGGUGACUGAGGACUGGUUCAGUGACAUCAGCCCCCAGACCAUGAGGAGGCUACUCAAUAUAGUUUCUAUUACAGGCCGUCUGUUGAGAGCCAAUCAGAUCAUCUUCAACUGGGAUCGUCUGGCGUCGUGGAUCAAUCUGACUGAGGAGUGGCCUUACAGGACGUCAUGGAUCAUCCUCUAUUUGGAAGAGACUGACAGUGUGUCUGAUCAGAUCUCUCUUAAGACCAUCUAUGAGAGGCUGUCCAAGAACAUUCCCACAACUAAGGAUGUGGAGCCGCUGCUGGAGAUCGAUGGAGACAUCCGCAGCUUUGAGGUUUUCCUCUCCUCCAGAACUCCCGUCCUCACUGCCAGAGAUGUGGAGAUGUUCCUGCCCUGUACUGUCAAUCUGGACCCCAAGCUCCGAGAGAUAAUAGCAGAUGUCCGUGCAGCCAGAGAGCAGAUGCACGUGGGAGGGGUUACGUAUCCCACCAUGCCCUUGCAAGAGGCAGUGCCCCGUCCGCAGGUGGGAUACGGCCAGCACGCCCCCAUCUGCUCGCCGGCAGGCUCCUUCGCUGGAUCCUUGCCUCCUCAGCCUCAUAGUGCCUACUUCAGUGGGAUGACUGGUCCUCAGCAUCCGUUCUACAAUCGGCCUUAUUUCCCCCAUCAUGUGUAUCACCUGCCAAGGCAUUACUCCCAUCAUGUUCCUUCAUCCUUGCGCCCUUCCAUUAAGCAUCCUGGUCAGCCAAAGGACAACACCGGUGGACUUGAUGCUAUAGAAGAGGAUGCCAGAGAAAGCCUCCCCUCUUGUCCCUCUGACCCCUCCAUGGGAUCUCUCACUAGUGCCUCUCCUGCCGUCCUACUCAGCUCUAUGAGCACGGACGCGGUGUGUGAGUGCCUCAAACACAUCGAUGGAAUAGACACCAACAUGCUGCCUCAGUACACCUCCACCAUCAAGAAGGCCAAUAUAAAUGGACGUGUUUUGGCUCAGUGCAACCUGGACGAGCUGAAGAAAGAGAUGGAGAUGAACUUUGGUGACUGGCAGCUCUUCAGGGGAAUGGUGAUGGAACAACGACAAACUGAAAGCCAGGCUCUGCUGCAGGAUGAGUCGCGAGCUCCUAGCGAGCAGGGCAACAGCGUCUACCAUGGAGAGCCCAGCAGACGCUCUGCGGGAGCCCAACGAGAGUCAGGGGCCUUCAGCCUCAACCUAAGCUUCGAGGAGCUUAGCGGAGCAGGCCUAGAAGAGCCUCCAAGACACAACAGCAGCUCACAGUGGCCUCCGGUUACGGCUCCCCGCACUACCAGCAUGUCCAGCCUCAUCUCCCAAGAAUCCUCCAACGACAUCGGCAAGCUGACCGCCAAGCAGCAGGCCGAGUACCAUGACGCUUACCGGGAGUAUAUUUCUCAGAUGUCACAGCUGGAGAUGUGCAGCGGGGAGAAGGAGAGGCCUGUGCAGCCCCACCCUGGACACUUUCUGCAGUCUGCCAGCUCAGAUGACAAAGGGGCCAAGGAAGGAGCUGACCAAGACGGCCGCAAGUCCUUCACCAAGAGAGUCUCCAAGGCAAGCGAGGCCACAGACGCUCCCUCAGGGGCCGAUGCCCAGCUCCUGGAUCCCAUCACGGAAGAGGAUGAGAAGUUGGACCACAGCACGAGUUCCAGGACCAACCCGGCUGGAUCUCGCUUCCGCAAGCUGUCUAGCGAUGAAGACUCAAGCCCGGAGGAGGCAGAUAACACCACACCUCUACUCCACAAAGAAGCCAAAGCAAAGCCCUCCAAUUUCCUCACCAAAGCAUACCUGGAUCAAUCCAGUGACAGCUCCCCAGAGCAGGCAGGAGGCGAGCCCGGCUUAGCGAAGGGUGCGAUGGAGCUAGAGCUGGAGGUCCUGGUGAAGAAGAGAGGCCUCCUCCCCAGCAGCCUGAGCGGCCUGCAGGACGCGACAGUAGCCCGCAUGUCCAUCUGCUCCGAGGCGGCGUCCGAGGCGAGCCUGAUGGCGAGCAGCCCGGAUGAAGGUUGGCCCGCUGGCGGGGUGAGCAACCUCAACCGCAGCGACAGCAACACCACGCUCAACAACAACAGCAGCGACGCCAACUCCAACGCCAACAACAGCAGCCACCAGCAGCAGGCUGCCACCUCCCCCUCGAGCGUCUCGCCAGCUGUCAUUAUCUCACCAGGCAGCGGCACCACCAUCACCACGGCCACCGUCCACCACAACCAGAACCUGCGUUCCAUCAGUCUGGGAGACGAGAGAGAGAGCGUCCUUUGAGGCCACAUACUUUCACUAUCAAUGUUGUCAAGUGCAAUAGAGGAAACGUAGAAUGUGUUAGCUAUUAGAAAAUUUGGAUUGUUAAUGGUGCAGUUGUGUCUUCAUUGUGGUGCUUGUUAUCCGUAGAUGGAAUGUUACAAAAAAAUACAUUGUUAGCUUGAAAAGAAAACGUAGAGGUAAAGGCGUGAAAUGGAUAUAAAUGUUUGUCAGUGGACCUUUCUUUCUGUUAAGCUAUUCGCAUGCACUCUCAAUGUUCCAAAAUAAUGUUCUCGCAUCUAAACUAUGUCAAAUUGUGUUAUUUAAAUCAAUACACCUUUUUUUGCUGUCAACUCUUGUACUGACUU
This is a messenger RNA of Doryrhamphus excisus (bluestripe pipefish), 5566 nucleotides long. RefSeq names its product kinase D-interacting substrate 220a (gene kidins220a). Lineage: Eukaryota; Metazoa; Chordata; Actinopteri; Syngnathiformes; Syngnathidae. The record is from RefSeq and is a predicted model, not a curated record. Gene Ontology annotation, molecular function: protein kinase regulator activity; PDZ domain binding.